CCUCUUUUCCCACUCAUCUUCUUCCCCUCGCCCCUAUCUAUCCCCCCUACCCUGGCCCCUCCCCUCUCAUGUCGCUACCAAUCACUAGCGUCUCGCGAGCCCACCAGGACCCGACCCAGAUCUUGCCGUUGGCAGCUCAACUCCCGUGUAGGUGAGCCGGCUACUCCCCUCCCACCCCCACCACCAGAGAGUACACGGCGCCUCUUCUUCAAAAGCCCUCCCUUUGCUUUUCUCGGCGCUCCCUGGGGGGUUUUGGUCCGCCGAGGAGGGGUUUGGUGCGCCCGGCACCGGAGAAUCUUGGCGAGAAGUGCCUAGUUUCCGCUAGGCUGGUUGGUGGGGGGCGGGUGCCUGGUGCCGCGGCUUCAGCCAUGGAGGCAGUCGCAAUGUCACCGUCCUCCGUCUCGUCCCACAACCUCGACGCCGCCUCCACCAGCGACGACAUGCCGUCCUCGCAAGAGGGCCUCCUCUUCUCGGACAGCCUCAAGGACUUGAGGAAUCUGCGGUCGCAGCUAUACUCAGCGGCGGAAUAUUUUGAAGUAUUCUACACAAACAACUCGCACAGAUCUACGGUGGUAACGAGUUUAAAAGACUACACAGUUGAGGCACUUGUUAGCACUGUUGACCAUCUGGGUUUCGUGUCGUACAAGGUGGAUAAUCUCGUCAAUGAAAAGGCUGACGAGGUUAAUGAAACAGAAUUUCGAGUAUCGUCGGUUGAACAGAGGGUAAAGAUUUGCCAGCAAGCAAUUGACCAGGAGGGAAGAUCUCAACAGUCUCUUCUUAUCAGGGCGCCGCAGUACCACAGGCGUUACAUAUUACCAGGCGCAGAUAUAGUGGAAUCCGCUAUCCAUCCGGUUUCAGAGCCCACACGGUACAGCAGGCAACAUACGGGUCGCAAAAUGCGCAAGUCUCAGUCUGCAAUGUCCACUCCAGUUAGUAGGCAGACAACAAUGAGGAGUGUCCGUUCACAGUCUCCAGCAGUUCGUGAAACACACCAUCGAUCACGAUCCAUGUCGCCUUCUCGAAAAGCACGAGCUAAAUCACCAUCACCCCAAGUCGUGAACUUAAAUCCGAAAGAAACAAGAGCAGGUUCGCCAAUACCAACUCCUCCCAAUCCCCUCGCGCGAUCUGCCACAGUCGCAAGAAGACCACCUCUGGAUCCAAAGCAUUUUAGACAAACCUCGAUGCAGGUGCAGUCUGACUAUGAAAACCAGAAAGAGAGGGAGAAAAAAUCGAACAAAGGCCGGGGCUUCCUCAAGUCGUUGCUCACAAGACGCCGGUGGAGGAACGACGAGUCGCUGUACAAUUACUUGGACGAGUACUGAUCGCUGCAAUGUGUUGAAAAUCAAGCUCCAUGUUCACCGAAUCUCAUUCCUUCAUACAUGUGAUGUUGGAGCUCUCAGCUGAACUGCCUUUUGCUUGCCUGUGUGUGUCAUUUCCAUGUGUUUAUAGAUACAACGUAGACAGAAACACCAUCAGUUGCGCAAGCACAGGAUACAUGAGCGACUAAAUACAAUGCUCAGAUGAGCAACUUCAGUACCAUGCCAUCA
Triticum dicoccoides is the source of this 1547-nucleotide messenger RNA. RefSeq names its product probable protein ABIL3. The record is from RefSeq and is a predicted model, not a curated record. The transcript has 9 exons. The coding region runs from base 369 to 1322 and encodes 317 amino acids. Lineage: Eukaryota; Viridiplantae; Streptophyta; Magnoliopsida; Poales; Poaceae.